ACAGUACAUUUUGUAAAUUGUCGAAAUCAAAAGCAGACUAGAGAAUGAAAAGUUUAUUCAUUUUGGUUUUAUUGUGCGGCGUAAUAAAUUUAAUUAACGCCCAAUGUACUGCGUCGCUGACAACAGUUGCUGGAACGGAAGCGCCACAAAAGACAAGUUUUUGUUCUGGUGAAUUGAUUUUUGAAGAUAAUUUUGAUUUCUUGGAUCACUCAAAGUGGAAGCAUGAGAAUACUGUGGCAGGUGGUGGAAAUUGGGAGUUUCAAUGGUACAUCAAUGACCGUUUAAAUUCCUACACUUUUGGUGGCGUUCUUCACUUUAGACCGACAUUUACUUCGGAUAUUUUCGGUGAAAAGUUUUUAUCGACUGGUCGUAUAGUUAUUGAUGAAGAAAAGUGCACUCAACCUGAUUGGAAUGGAUGUGAUAGACAAGGAACACCUGAAAAUAUACUUAACCCAAUUAGAAGUGCACGCGUCAGCACAUGGGACUCCUUUAGAUUCAGGUUUGGAACUCUUGAAAUCCGAGCUAAAAUGCCAGCUGGAGACUGGCUUUGGCCAGCUUUGUGGAUGAUGCCAAGGUUCGAAACUUAUGGAGGUUGGCCAAGAUCUGGUGAAAUUGAUUUAGUGGAAAUGCGAGGUAACAGAGAACUCUAUGAUGGAUCUUUGAACGUUGGAGUUAAUCACGUUGGUUCGACAUUGCACUUUGGACCUGAUUGGAUUGCUAAUGGUUGGCCCACAGCUACUCAGUCUCUAUCUCGUGAUCCUGGUUUCGAUCAAGACUUUCAUGUUUACAGAGUCGAAUGGACUCCAACUUCUAUACGAUUCUUGUAUGACAAUAUGAUUGCCGGCACUGUCGAAGCAGGGCAAGGUUUCUGGGUACGUGGAGGUUGGCAAUCAUCAAUAUGGGAGAAUCCUUGGGCAGAUGGAACAAUCAUGGCUCCAUUUGAUCAACAAUUUUACAUCAUCAUGAAUUUAGCUGUCGGUGGAGUAAAUUUCUUUGCCGAUGGUUUUGAAAAUCGCAACAGCCCCAAACCAUGGAGAAAUGACUCACCAACUGCUCCAAGAGACUUUUGGAAUGCCCGUUCUGAAUGGGAGCCAACGUGGAACAGAACCAGUGAAGACAGCCACAUGCAAGUUGAUUAUGUUCGUGUAUGGGCUUUAAUUACAAUGAGGAAAUUAAUUCUUGCUGUUUCGCUAUUUGCGGCAGUUGGCUUAGCAAGUGCGUGUACACCAACAGUGACCACCGCUUCUGGAACUAACGCUCCAUCAAAUUUCUGUUCGGGUGAUUUGAUUUUUGAAGACAAUUUCAACACUUUGGAUCAACAAAAAUGGCGACAUGAAAAUACUUUAGCUGGUGGUGGUAACUGGGAAUUCCAAUGGUACGUCAACGAUCGUUUCAAUUCGUACACUUUUGGUGGCGUUCUUCACUUUAGACCGACAUACACUUCAGAUGUUUUCGGAGAAGCUUUCUUAACUUCUGGCCGUGUGUUAAUUCCAGCAGAUGAGUGCACAGAGUCACAAUGGUACGGCUGCGACAGACAAGGAACAGCAACCAACAUAAUUAACCCAAUUAGAAGCGCACGUAUCACAACAUGGGACUCCUUUAGAUUCAGGUUUGGAACUCUUGAAAUCCGAGCUAAAAUGCCAGCUGGAGAUUGGCUUUGGCCAGCUUUAUGGUUGAUGCCAAGAUUCAGUCUUUAUGGAACUUGGCCAAGAUCUGGAGAAAUUGAUUUGAUGGAAGGUCGCGGAAACCGUCAACUAUUUAACGGCAACACAAAUGUUGGAGUUGAACAAGCAGGUUCGACAAUGCACUUUGGACCAGAUUGGACAUUGAACGGUUGGCCAACUGCGCAUUAUACACAAAAUCGCUCACCAGGUUUUGAUGCAAACUUCCAUGUCUACAAACUUAUUUGGACUCAAUCUUCUAUACAAUUCUUGUAUGAUAAUCAAGUCGUUGGAACUGUUGAAGCAGGGCAAGGUUUCUGGGCACGUGGAGGUUGGCAAGGAUCAGGAUGGGCCAAUCCAUGGACAAGUGGAACGGUAAUGGCUCCAUUUGAUCAAGAAUUUUACAUCAUCAUGAAUUUAGCUAUUGGUGGAACCAACUUCUUUUCCGAUGGUUUUGACAAUCGCAACAGCCCCAAACCAUGGAACAAUAAUUCACCAACUGCUCCAAGAGACUUCUGGAACGGCCGUGCUGGUUGGGAGCCAACAUGGAACAGAAACACUGACGACAGUCAUUUGCAAGUUGAUUACGUUCGUGUAUGGGCUUUGUAAGCUGUCACAUUCAAUUAUCAAAAAAUAUUUUGCAAUAUCUGCUUGAUCAAUAAUUAUUGUGGAUAAUUAAUCGACAAAUAAAACUUUGAAAAUGUUUAUCAACAAACAAAUUUUAUUUAGAUGAUACAAGAAAGA
Clunio marinus is the source of this 2405-nucleotide messenger RNA. The record is from the annotation of a GenBank genome assembly. NCBI's taxonomy places the organism in Eukaryota, Metazoa, Arthropoda, Insecta, Diptera, Chironomidae.